CAGUUGGCGUCUUGUAGUAUUAAUUCAAAUAAUUUAUCAUUGCCUUUGCUAAAACGCGCUUUAUCUUUUUUGAUUUCCCUAAUUUCCCUCUGAAUACAGUCAACUUUUUUAACCCUUUAUUUGAAAGAAGCAUUUUACACAGAAUGGAGGAUUCAAUGCAUGACGUGAUCGAUCGUAUGAUUGCUAAUGAGAAGCAUUGCUAUCGUUUGAACAAUAAUGCAAUUGCAGUUACGGCACCAGAAAGACGGCAAUGCUUAAAUGCUUCAGAUUUCAGCGCUGAAAGCAUGUUACCUCUCACAAACUACAGAACCUUUGCUGCAGACAGCAAUAUUAUCCCCUCUGACAGUGCCGUCGAAAAUUCUAAAGAGGAUAUCAGCAACAGUAACUCUAAUGAAGAUACAGAAAUGAUAGUAAAGAAUACCCUUCCAGUCAGGAAUGCUGUUAUGGUUGCUCAACAUUAUCAAAGAUGGUCAAAAGAAGAGGAUGAUAGGUUGACAGAGGCAAUACAUCUAUUCGGCCAUGGUUCAUGGAAAGCAGCUGCAAACUACAUAAGAACGAGAAGUGCCAAGCAGUGUAGAAACCGUGCGAAACAUAGAAAGAAGCUUUUACGACCAAAGAAACAGUCUGUUGAAGGGCCGCCAUCCGGAAGAGAAUGCUCUGUUAGCAUCAUGUCUGAUAUUGAAACAGACACGGCUACUGUUACGCCCACCUCGUUUUUAGCACAGUUGCAAGAUGCCACACCACACAUAGGCAUCCUUGAGGAGAGCAGACCACUACAACAAGACUUUCUCAGAAUUCCCAGUCUGCUCAAUACUGUUUCGACCCCGGUUUAUCCAUUGUAUAUGAUAACUUCCCAGUCUGUCAGUUUACCUGAUGUUUACCCUUCUACUUAUUUACAGAGCAUGUCCUCUUUAACGAGCCCAUAUUAUUAUCCUUACGAAGCUUAUAUGAACAACACUGUAAAACAUGAUAAUAACAGUCAUCAGCCGUACCCAUCAGUCGAGCCACAAGAUUCAUUCAUGUCGAUCAAUGAAUUGUUGAAUGACACUGAAGAAGCCGACAAAGAAGAAGCCAUCCCAACCAUUACCACUACCGCCAACUCAACGCCUAUGUCAACGUCUAUGUCUACCCAUAGAGAAACUGAGCUUCCCUUGAAUACAAUCACAGAUGACGAACGCACGGCAAAUGCUGAGUGGUUUUCAGGCAAGCGGUACAAAACUCCCGAAACAUAUUUGAGAAUUCGUAACCACAUUAUCAAUUAUUGGAAAGAAACGCGCCCUAAUUAUUUAACUAAGCAAAAAUCAAGAAAGAACUUGACCCAUAUGGGUGACAUGAAGGCGGUUGGGAGAAUUCAUACUUACUUGCAAAACAUCCAGGCAAUAAAUGUGAAUUGCUCUUCGAAGCGCACGGAAGGGGAAGGAAGGCCAAAGAAAACCAAAACUGCUGCAUAA
Mycotypha africana is the source of this 1451-nucleotide messenger RNA. RefSeq lists its product as uncharacterized. The record is from RefSeq and is a predicted model, not a curated record. Lineage: Eukaryota; Fungi; Mucoromycota; Mucoromycetes; Mucorales; Mycotyphaceae. Gene Ontology annotation, molecular function: protein binding. Bases 144 to 1451 code for a protein of 435 amino acids. The transcript has 5 exons.